Molecule: messenger RNA, 1197 nt
Organism: Amoebophrya sp. A25
Lineage: Eukaryota; Dinophyceae; Syndiniales; Amoebophryaceae
Source: the annotation of a GenBank genome assembly
CUCGUCGCUCGCUUGUUAUUUAGUCCUUCAUAGUAGAAGUAGGUAAAGGGAUAGGGAAAGAAGAUGACAAGGCCUUUGAGAAUGAAACUUGGGGACUUCCUCGAGAGUUCGGAGGAAGAGCCAGUGCGAGUCCCUGUAGAGAAAAACGACACCAAGAGUAGGGAGGCUUCUAUCACUCCACACCAUUCGAUCAAUGCGGGAGCGACAUCGCAGGACGAUUCGACGAGUGGUGCCAAUGUAGGAGGUGGGGCAGCGAAUCGAGAUCUUGAUUUAUGGAAACACGAGUGCUGUCACUCACUCAUUUUGAUUCAUGCUAGGACCACGCGUGAUGGCGAUGUAUGCGCUGCCUGUACACAAAUAAUGCUGAUUCUCCUACAUAGAGUUAGUACCAGUACCUCAAUCAACAACAAGCUAGACGAGCGGGUAGAAGUCGCCAGGAAAGUCCUAGGCAGUUUGCCGCAUAGAUUCGCAUCAUCGUAAUACCUCAAUCAAACAAAUAACUCGAAGUAUAACUUCAACUACUUCGAUUGUUCGAUCAUGAUGGUGCUUUUUUUCACUUUCAUACCCUCUGCCCCUCUCCGGCAUUACAUCGAUGGCGUCCGAAGUGGAGGCUAUGGCCUCGGAGGACGUGGAAGAGAUGUGUCGGAGUAGCGAAGAGGCCCACGACGCUAUAUUGAGGAAGAACGAAGCUAUUAUGGCAGAGGUGUUUAGCCAGACGAAGACUGCCGCGGUAGACAACGAAAUUAGUGGUAUGAGUACUUCUGGAAACUACGGAGCUGCACCAACAUCAAGGCAACAAAGUAAACAAGAAUCAAGGCAACAAAGUAAACCAGAAUCAAGGCAACAAAGUAAACAAGAACCUAACCUGACCUCUGCUGAUUCGACGUUUAGACACGGAUGGGGAGCACAGACAAGUUCUUGUGGAAGUGCGCCUAUUGGGCAAGAAACUACACCAUUUUCUACAUAUCAAGAAAUACAACAGCAACAAGAAGUACUAGAUGAUCGACUUCGACAACGUCAUCCUCAUGUUGGAGCAACUUCUACAAGAGCAGGGGCAGUAGGAGUUAGUUCUACAGCAGCUGCGGCAAGCCUAUCUUCUACAUCGAAGAUGAAUGUUGACGAAGAAACAGGAAUAGGAAGUGCUAGUGCAGCAUUGAAAGCGGAGGCGACGCAAGAGCGGCCUCGAUUGGUUCCUAC